Molecule: messenger RNA, 1875 nt
Organism: Penicillium daleae
Lineage: Eukaryota; Fungi; Ascomycota; Eurotiomycetes; Eurotiales; Aspergillaceae
Product: WD40 repeat domain-containing protein
Exons: 4
Coding region: 1-1875 (624 amino acids)
Molecular function (GO): protein binding
Source: RefSeq, a predicted model, not a curated record
AUGUGGAUUAGCGAGCGACGGAACCCGACGUGCGGAGAUCUGAAUAUUGUAAUGCGUGAUGCUCUCUUAUUUCCCCAAAAGCAUUUUCUACACUGGGUGGAAGCAAUGAGCCUACUAGGUUUGGUAUCAGGAGUAGCGGGAAUGCUUGACGUCCUGCAGACGGUAAUGCCAAGUGACCACCACCCCGCAAUAUCUGAUUUUCUCCAUGAUGCAAAGCGCUUUGUUCUUAAGAAUCGCCAGAUAGCCGACGAGGCACCGCUUCAGAUUUAUUGCGCAGGACUUAUAUUUGCACCCCAAUCGUCAAUAAUCCGUACCAAGUUCGAAGCAGAGAUUCCUACUUGGAUAUGCCAGUUACCACGAGUUAUGGAAAAAUGGAGCGCAGAGUUACAGGCACUUGAGGGCCAUUCGGGUUCGGUUCUCUCGGUGGCCUUCUCGCCUGACGGCCGGCUACUGGCGUCCGGAUCCGAUGACAAGACCGUGCGCUUGUGGGAUACGGCGACGAGCCUGCUCCAGCAGAUCCUCGAGAGCCAGUCGAGUUCGGUUUCCUCAGUGGCUUUCUCGCCCGACGGCCGCCUACUCGCGUCCGGCUCCGAUAAGACCAUACGCCUCUGGGACACGGCGACAGGCGCGCUCCAGAAGACCCUCGAGGGCCACUUGAGUUUUGUUCUCUUAGUGACCUUCUCACCCGACGGCCGGCUACUGGCGUCCGGCUCCGAUGACGAGACUGUUCGCCUUUGGGAUACGGCGACGGGCACGCUCCAGCGGACCCUCCAGGGCCACUCGGGUUUUGUUCACUCAGUGGCUUUCUCGCCCGAUGGCCGCCUACUCGCGUCCGGCUCCGAUAAGACCAUACGCCUCUGGGACACGGCGACGGGCACGCUCCAGCAGACCCUCCAGGGCCACUCGGGUUUUGUUCACUCAGUGGCCUUCUCUCCCGACGACCGGCUACUAGCGUCCGGCUCCAGUGACAAGACCAUUCGCCUCUGGGAUACGGCGGCGGGCACGCUCCAGCAGACCCUCGAGAGCCAUUCGAGUUGGGUCCGCUCGGUGGCCUUCUCGCCUGAUAGCCGGCUACUGGUGUCCAGCUCUAAUGAUGAGACCGUGUGCCUGUGGGACACGGUGACGGGCACGCUCCAGCAGACCCUCCAGGGCCACUCGGGUUUUGUUCACUCAGUGGCCUUCUCUCCCGACGGCCGGCUACUAGCGUCCGGCUCCAGUGACAAGACCAUUCGCCUCUGGGACACGGCGAUAUGCGCGCUCCAGCAGACCCUCGAGGACCACUCGAGUUCGGUUAGCUCGAUGGCCUUCUCGCCCGACGGCCGGCUACUGGCGUCCGGCUCCUAUAAGACCGUGCGCCUCUGGGAUACCGCGACGGGCGCGCUCCAGCAGACCCUCGACGGCCACUGGAGUUCUGUUCGCUCGAUGGCCUUCUCGCCCGACGGCCGGCUACUGGCGUCCGGCUCUAAUUAUGAUACCGUUCGUCUCUGGGACACGUCGACAGGCGCGCUCCAGCAGACCCUCGACGGCCACUGGAGUGUUGUUCGGUCGGUGGCCUUCUCACCCGACGGCCGGCUACUGGCGUCCGGCUCCGAUGACGAGACCGUUCGCCUAUGGGAUACGGCGACGGGCGCGCUCCAGCAGACCCUCGAGGGUCACUCGAGUUCGGUUCGCUCGGUAGCCUUCUCGCCCGACGGCCGCCUACUCGCGUCCGGCUCCGAUAAGACCAUGCGCUUCUGGGAUACAGUGACGGGUGUGCUCCAGAAGAUCCUCAAUGUUAACGGUUUGAUCGAUUCCCUUGAAUUCGCUCAGGGUGGUUCAUGUCUAAUCACCAACCUGGGCAUCUGGACGUCUUCAUCGAGCAAGGACAGUGGAUAA